AUGCAGUCAACUCAAGUAUGCGAGUUCCAGACAAUCAUCCAGAAAAACCCGGUACUUGCCUCAACGGGCUGCACUCCGCAGUUCUGCCAGGCCGGAAGGUUGAUUCACUCAGAUGAGCCAAGGGUGGGAGAGACUCGUCCUCUUGAAGUGGUGAAGCAGGAAGCCUUGGGUUUCUUGUGGCAACUAUGGCAAGAGGGAGUUUACACAGAAUCGCAGUACAUGGUGAGACACGUCGAGAUUCUCCAGUCCCUUGAAGAAUCAGAGGUCAUUGAGCCAAUGCUGGUGGAUGGUGUAAAGACUCUUGGAAAAACAGCGACGUGGACUCAGACUGCAGAGGAGCUCUUACAUGGAAUCCGACUUGCAUGGAAAAACUCGCGGAAAUGUAUCAUGAGGUCACAUUAUAAGGAGCUAGACCUAUGCGAUCUUCGGCAUGUUACGACAAGUGUUGGGAUGGUCAAGGCCGUCAUUGAGGAGGCAACUAAAGCAUUUAACAAGGGACAGAUUAGGCCAACAGGCGUCGGCACAGGCCCAAUGUUCCUGAGCAAACAAUUGCUCAACUUCGCUGGUUACCUACAAGAUGAUGGUUCCAUUCUGGGUGACCCUAGUAAUGUGGAGCUAACACAAGACAUCAUCGAGCUUGGGUGGGCACCACCAGAGCCAAGAAGCCAUUGGGACAUUCUACCCAUAGUUGCUAUGGCAGAUAAUGACGCGCCUGCAUGGGCGGAUGUUCCAGAUGAACUCCGUGAUUUAGUAGACAUCUGUCAUCCUAGAUUCGAGAAUUUCCAGAAGCUUGGUCUAAAGUGGUAUCAAUUUCCUGCCCUCAGCAGGCUGGGAUUUGAUAUUGGCGGAGUACAGUAUACUGCGACACCGUUCAUUGGUUGGUAUAUGGAUGCGGAGAUUGGUGUCCGUAAUCUUGCCGAUUCAUUUCGCUACAAUGCUUUACCUGGCGUUGCCAAAGCCCUUGGCUUUGAUAUCGAGAAUUAUAAGAAGAAUCCCGAAUAUGCCGAGAUCGAGGCAAUGGAAGACCUACCGGACUAUGAACAGUUGGUUUGGAUGUCACGGGCACAGGCAGAGCUAAACUAUGCCGUGCGAUGGUCCUUUCUGCAGAAAGGGGUUUCCUGCAUUGGGACUUUGGCUGCCUCCUCAGAUUGGACACGAUUUGACGACGAGCAUGCUUCGAAGCACGGGUACAGGCUUAAUUCUGACCCAUAUUGGAUAGCACCUCCUCAAGGCUCCAUAGUCCCAGUGUGGCACCGUGGUGGCGCUCCAAACUACCAGCCAAAACCGCUGAUAGCGAGGCAUCGAUUCGAUCCUGUAAAAUCCUGGCGCCGCCGACGCGAUGUUGUCAAGGCUCCUGUAACCCGACUUGUGAAAGUUGAGGGAGAUUGGGUGGCUGAACCUGUCACGCCAGUACAACGCGCACUGUCUAUCGCAAACGGCACCAACGGCCUUCGAAAUGGGGUACCAGCCAUCCCGAAGAGAAUGGUGCAUAUUUAUUACAGUAGCACAGGAACCAGUGCGCUAAAGCUAGCUGAAAAGCUUCAAAAACGGGUGAAGGAGCUUCCCGGUGGCUUCCAAGUGCACUUUGACAUUCUCAAUCUGUUGGACCUUCGCAAAAUUCAACCCUCCGACCCCCUUCUAAUGGUGGUCUCAACCACCGGUGACGGACGGUUCCCUGCGAAUGGCGCUGAGUUUGAAGCUGCAAUGAACGACAGGGCCCAAGAGUAUAAUGGCGCACUCGCAAUCAAGUACUCUAUUUUGGGAGUUGGAGACAGCGCCUACCCUACAUUUAAUGCAGCCUCUGUCAAACUCCACGAGUUCAUGAAAGUGGUUGGCGGCAUUCCGAUCGCGAAUGGGCUUACAAAAGGCAAUACAGCGGUAGAAGCACUGCCCAUGAAAGCUUUUAACCGGUGGUGGGCCUUGGUCAAGGAUUCAUUAACUGGGGAAGGCGGCAAUCAAAUUACAAAUGAAUCGACUGAGGAUGAGUGUUUGGAACACUACAGGAUGCUAGAAACAUUCAAACCGGGUAGGCUGCUGAGUAAAGCCCCUGCUGAGUCAGGAGAUGGAGGAAUAGUCAUGAUAACCAUGGAUCUGGGCGAUAUGGACUACAUCGAGAUGAGCCACCUGAGACUUUUGCCCUACAAUACGCCGAACCAAGUUGGCAGGGUGCUGACGGCUUUGGGAGUCAGCAACGCCAAUCACCCCGUACCAUUUGCCGAUCCCACGAUGCCGGUUUUGAGCUACGCAGACCUUUUCCGGAAUUAUGUGGACCUCGAAGGACAGUUUAAAGAUCUUGCGUGGCUGUCUGAAGCCUUUCCCUCAGGUGACAGAUGGGAUACGGAUGGGACAGUCCUUGAGGUCUUGGAGCGUCUUCCAGCCCUACAGCAGGUCCCAGAUACACUCCGCAUGAAGGUCUGCCUUGACAUGCCGCUACUUCGUCCGCGCUCAUUCUCCGUUGCCUCCUCUGCGAAGUAUCUCGGGAAAGGCCUAGUAGAAAUCAUGAUCAGGCUCCACAAGGGUGGGCGCUUCAGCGACAAAUUCCUGUCUGCGAUUACCCCGGGCGAUUUGGUCGGGUACUCUCCGGUUCGUAUCAUCCCAGGAGAGGAUCUCAUUUCCUCCGAGAGACACCUUAUCGCAAUUUGCACCGGAACCGGGUUUGCUCCAAUUCGAAGUUUACUACAACAGAAGAUACACGUUCGUAAAGAGGCAGAAUCACGUGGCAUGGAGUUCCUGUUUCAAUCGCCCCCUAUUAGCAUUUUUGUUGGUUUCAAGGCUCACGACGAAGCCUUGUUCGAAGAAACACUUUCUACUGCCCAGCAGUAUGGUCUGAUUGAUAUGCUCUUUCGGGUACCUAGCAAUAGGCAGAAGAGACGAGUGCAACACUAUGUCCAGGACAAUAAAGAAGGCAUUCUAGCCAAGAUCAGGGAGGGUUCAAUCUAUGUUUGUGGAGCAAAGGCAAUGGUUAAUGAUACGGCGGCGAAGUUGAGUGAUAUGAUCGGUGGAGAUGUGAGGCAGAAUCUCGGCCGUCGUUAUGUGGAGGAGAUUUUUUAA
Messenger RNA from Aspergillus bombycis, 3051 nucleotides. Its product is annotated as putative nitric oxide synthase. Lineage: Eukaryota; Fungi; Ascomycota; Eurotiomycetes; Eurotiales; Aspergillaceae. The transcript has 7 exons. The record is from RefSeq and is a predicted model, not a curated record. The coding region runs from base 1 to 3051 and encodes 1016 amino acids. Gene Ontology annotation, molecular function: FMN binding; nitric-oxide synthase activity. Gene Ontology annotation, biological process: nitric oxide biosynthetic process.